Vitis riparia (riverbank grape) is the source of this 561-nucleotide messenger RNA. RefSeq names its product stigma-specific STIG1-like protein 1. Bases 1 to 561 code for a protein of 186 amino acids. NCBI's taxonomy places the organism in Eukaryota, Viridiplantae, Streptophyta, Magnoliopsida, Vitales, Vitaceae. The transcript is spliced from 2 exons. The record is from RefSeq and is a predicted model, not a curated record.
AUGGCCAUGAAGCUGCUAAAACUCCUCUUCAUACUCUCCAUCACCACCUCCAUUGUUUCUGCAGCAUCGAGUGCCAAUGAAAACAACGAAGACAACUCCAUUGUUGGAGCAGCAUGGACUGCUGAUGAAAACAAGGAAGACUCAGCUGUGGAAAGCCACUUAGCAUUGCCUGAAGGCGAAGAAACAACUUCUUCAAUUGGGACUAGUGACUUCAGGUUGCAGAACAAGUACUUGAUCUGUGAUAAAUUUCCACAGAUUUGUCGUCGGAAGUCCACCCCUGGUCCAGAUUGCUGUCAGAAGAAAUGCGUAAACCUAACGAAGGAUCCAAAUAACUGUGGAGAGUGCCGCCGCAAGUGCAGACACAACUAUAUAUGCUGCAGCGGGCAUUGCGUGAACCCCUAUGUCGAUCCAUUGAACUGCGCACUCCAUGCUGCUCCAACAAUGGAGUUGUCUUCGUUGUUUUCAUUGGCACUCGAUGCUGCAGAAACAAUGGAGGUGGUGAUGGAGAGUGUGAAGAGGAGUUUUAGCAGCUUCAUGGCCAUGAAUGAAGAGAAGCUGUGA